AGUUGCAAGAAGAAAGAAAAAGGAGGAGACGUGAUCGGGGUUGUUGAAAUUAUUUGUAUGUUCAACAAUACGUAUCUGUCCGCACUGCGACCUUUAUUUUGUGUAUAGACUCGUGUGUGGUAUUCUGUGUUCGUCAACCGCCUGGCACUCAGCUGAAGCCCUGACAGCAUAGUGAGACGUGCGGGACAAACACUGACCGGGGGAUCUGACUAGGCCAUGGCCAACAGGGGAGGAGCUACGAGACCCAACGGGUCUAACGCUGGUAACAAGAUCUGCCAGUUCAAGCUGGUACUUCUGGGGGAGUCGGCAGUGGGCAAGUCCAGCCUGGUGCUCCGCUUCGUCAAGGGACAGUUCCACGAGUUCCAGGAGAGCACCAUUGGAGCGGCCUUCCUGACCCAGACAGUGUGUCUAGACGACACGACGGUGAAGUUUGAGAUCUGGGACACGGCAGGACAGGAGCGCUACCACAGCCUGGCGCCCAUGUAUUACAGAGGGGCACAGGCCGCCAUCGUGGUCUACGACAUCACAAAUGAGGAGUCAUUUGCGCGGGCCAGGAACUGGGUGAAGGAGCUGCAGAGACAAGCCAGCCCCAACAUUGUCAUCGCCCUGUCUGGCAACAAGGCUGACCUCGCCAGCAAGAGAGCCGUGGACUUCCAGGAUGCCCAGUCAUAUGCAGACGACAACAGCUUACUCUUCAUGGAGACGUCGGCCAAGACGUCUAUGAAUGUGAACGAGAUAUUCAUGGCUAUUGCAAAAAGAUUGCCCAAGAGCGAGCCUGCGGCCACAGGAGCUAACAGCGGGCGGAACAGGGGCGUCGACCUAACGGAAGCCGCCCAGCCAACUAAGGCCCCCUGCUGCAGUACUUAAAGCGAAAUCCCCCUCCCCACACUGCAGUAACUAAUGUGAUGACCCCCGCCCACCCAAAACUCUCUGAUCUGCAGCAAUGAAAAAAGAUGCCCUUUGAACCCCCUUCCAUUCUACCCUUCUCCUCCUCUCUGCAGUAACUAAUGCAAAGCAACGCCCUCAUCUAUAGUUCUCUCCACGACGCCCUGCCCCUCCCUCUCCCCUACUGGUUCUGCUGUUACUAAUUGAGACACCUCACACCUUCCUCCUUCUUUUCUGAAAUUAGUGCCCGCCUUCCCUACCUCAUUCUUCCUGACUAUUGGCAAGCAGCAGGACUAAGGGACGGGGCAACUCUGAUGGUGGUCUCAUCUCCUGGGUAUAGCUACAGACUAUCGCUCUGUGUUUCUAACACAAUCUCUGUCCUUUCUGUUUGUUUUUUUGUUUUGUUUAUUUUUUUUUAAUAGUGGGAAUUAUGGAUGCAUGUAUCACUACAUGGCCUAACUUGAUGAUGAGAAAAUAUCUGUGUUAACUUUAUUCAGCGGCACUAAAACUUAUAUUUGAGAGGGAGAGGGUCUCCAAAGGUUUGCGAGGGCUAAUUCUAAAGAAAAGACUGUUUAGCAGUGGUCUUGGAUUCCUUCUAGUUUCUCUCUGUUGUUCUCUGUCUACCCUUAUCUGUCUCUUGAGUAAUGUAUUCAUAUGCUUUGCCCACUAAACCUUUAGUAGCGCUAGUAUAGAGUUUCUCCCUUCUGUCUCUCUUUGUCCCAUCUCAGGGCCUUGCCUGCUUCUAAUGCUCAGCCCCAAAUCAAACCCUAACCCCUUAGGUACUUCAUGUAGGUCUGAGAGGGUUUGAGAUCUAAACAAUCGGGUGAACAUUCCACCUAGCCUAUCGGAGGGCAAGGUGGAGCGAUCCCCAUAAUGCUCACACCUAUUCAAUUCUCUCAGGUCUACCUAAGGGGUUAGAGGGCAAUUUGGGAUUGGGCAUAGCUGUCCUAGUGGCAUCGUGCAAUGGUUCACAGUAUUGGCUCUGUGAUUUCUUCAGUGUCUGCAAGGACCUUCACACUGCAAAGCAACCUGCCUCCACACCCACCCCAACCCUACCUGCUAUCACUUCCUUACCCUUCCCAACCAUGCCUGCUAUCACCACCUUACUCCCCCCAUCCCUACCCGCUAUCACCACCUUACCCCCACCCAACCCUACCCGCUAUCACCACCUUACCCCCACCAACCCUACCUGCUAUCACCACCUUACUCCCCCAACCCUACCUGCUAUCACCACCUUACUCCCCCAACCCUACCUGCUAUCACCCUCUUACCCCCACCCAACCCUACCUGCUAUCACCCUCUUACCCCCACCAACCCUACCUGCUAUCACCCUCUUACCCCCACCCAACCCUACCUGCUAUCACCCUCUUACCCCCACCCAACCCUACCUGCUAUCACCCUCUUACCCCCAACAACCCUACCUGCUAUCACCCUCUUACCCCCACCAACCAUACCUGCUAUCACCACAGUAUGGCAUCGGGCCUCUGAGACUUGUUCACCUUACCCCCCGCCCCCUGAAUGCCAAGUCUCCAGACCCCUUUCCAUCCUGACCUGAUGGUCUCUGUCCGAGGGAGGGGUUACAUCCAGAUCCAUUCUGGUUACAAUGUCAGCUGAUGUUCAUUACGUCUCAACAUGUAAUGGAUGAGAUUAGGUCAUGGUUCAGGUUAUGAGGCCUGUCCAGGUGUAAACAAGAUGCUGGCUAGAAGGCAGCUGUUUUCCACUUGGAGAGACAGGGGAACAUGGUGAGGUGACCUCUAGGUGUUGAGAGAGGGGAACAUGGUGAGGUGACCUCUUUAGGUGUUGAGAGAGGGGAACAUGGUGAGGUGACCUCUGUAGGUGUUGAGAGAGGGGACCAUGGUGAGGUGACCUCUGUAGGUGUUGCGAGAGGGGACCAUGGUGAGGUGACCUCUGUAGGUGUUGAGAGGGGAGGAACAUGGUGAGGUGACCUCUGUAGGUGUUGAGAGGGGGGGGACAUGGUGAGGUGACCUCUGUAGGUGUUGAGAGAGGGGAACAUGGUGAGGUGACCUCUAGGUGUUGAGAGCUUCUUCAUUAGGAGCCAGCUGACACUGUGGCCCUGGGUGUGUCCCAAAUGUCACCAUAUUCCCCAAAUCGUGCACUGCUUUUGACUAAAGCCCUGGUCAAAAGUAGUGCACUAUAUAGGGAAUAGGGUGCCAAUCAGGACGUCUCUCUUUGUCAUGGUCACUAUUCCUCCCCUGUUCUUUAGGAAGUGCUGUGGGUGUGGGGUUGUGUGUACACAGAGGGAGACUGGACUGUUUGGUGAUAAAACAUCCUCAGAGACAACAAACACAGUCAGACGCAGGUUUAUUUCUCUAAACCCUUCCAGAUCUAAGUAACACACACAAGCUAAAACACGGCUCGCUCACACAUGUACACUUUUGUGUUAUUCUUAAACCCUGGACCUGUUACACACACACACACACACACACACACACAACCCGUCCUGAUCAAUAACUCUGUCCAGGUCUCUUCCUCAUGCCUUGCACUAAUGAUUCUCAUGAAUAUAUCUUGUCAUAAUUACAGCCAGUGUGAUAUAAAUAUAUAUAUAUAAUAUACUGUACAUAGGGUAUUGCAAUGUAGUCUACUUUUUCCAUUUACAGUUGACAGGACUAAUGCUUGCUAGGGAGUUGUCUAGAUAAUCAUUAAAAAACUGUACAGUUAGCAGAAAUCAGCUUCAGUGUGGGUUUGGAGUUGUUUUUUUCCCCUCCACAAAAAUGUUUAAAUUAUAAUCGAUGGUGGUCUUUAUAAAUGUAAGUGUUAUUAACAAACAAAAAUAUCUUGCAUUUCUUUAGUGGUCUGACUUAUACUUUAUUUCUCAAGAAAAGCUAAAUGAUUAUUUUUUGGUUUCUAUUUUUUAACAUUCUCUCUCUCACAUUUCACUCAUUUGUGAGUGAUCUAAAGUUAGGAUGCCCUGUCCGGUACUCCUCAUCCCACUAGAACUGAAGUCACACACAAUACACUGUCUGGCUGUUGAAUCCCUGUUGGAGCAAAGCGAAAAGGAUUUGAAAAAAAUUAACUUUCCGCUUGUCUUAUAACGUCUCAGUAGGAAUGUAAUGACGUUGUGGGAACAAUGUUAACAACCUUAGUAGGAGAAGAAAGACGGCUCUGUUCUACUGUUGGGGUAUUAGCUGGUGGAUCAUGAUGAUGAAUAAAUGGAUUAACUCAUAGGGAUGUACAUUGUAUACAUUUUUGUUGCUGUGGCCACUUAAUUGCAGCCGGAAAAAAAUAAAAUAAAUGCAAGCA
This is a messenger RNA of Oncorhynchus tshawytscha (Chinook salmon), 4146 nucleotides long. Its product is annotated as ras-related protein Rab-5A. Bases 217 to 867 code for a protein of 216 amino acids. Lineage: Eukaryota; Metazoa; Chordata; Actinopteri; Salmoniformes; Salmonidae. The transcript is spliced from 6 exons. The record is from RefSeq and is a predicted model, not a curated record. Gene Ontology annotation, molecular function: GTPase activity; GTP binding.